Molecule: messenger RNA, 1108 nt
Organism: Colletotrichum navitas
Lineage: Eukaryota; Fungi; Ascomycota; Sordariomycetes; Glomerellales; Glomerellaceae
Product: short chain dehydrogenase
Exons: 2
Coding region: 36-890 (284 amino acids)
Molecular function (GO): oxidoreductase activity, acting on the CH-OH group of donors, NAD or NADP as acceptor
Source: RefSeq, a predicted model, not a curated record
UUUUUCUUCUCCUUACAUUUCACACCUGAGAAGUAAUGGCUCCUUUCAGAGUUUUCGAGGGCAAACUUGCCAUUAUCACUGGCGCUUCGCGAAGUUUCGGUGCCGUUGUUGCCGAGCAUUUCGCUAGCAGAGGCGCCAACGUUGUUAUCAACUAUGCCACCGACGCUUCAACGGAGAAAGCUCAGGCGCUCGCCAAGGACUUCGAGAUCAAAUACAACGUCAAGGCUCUCCCCGUCAAGGCCGACCUGAGCAAGUCCGACGCUCCUCAGCAGGUCGUUGACGCUGCGAAGGCCCAUUUCACCGACGCAAAUGGGCGGUUCCAGAUUGACAUCAUCAUCAACAACGCCGCUACCGUGAACGCUCAGGGGAUUGAUCAGCUGGAUCUUGAUCUCUUCGAUGCGACUUUCAACCUGAACUGCAAGGCACCCGCCCUGCUUGUGAAGGCUGCCUUCCCCUACCUGCCUACUGACCGUUCUGGUCGGAUCGUCAACAUUUCCAGCGCUACCACUACUUGGGGUGUCUGGUGGCAGACAUCUUAUGCCGGUACCAAGGGUGCAAUUGAGGCCAUGACUCGUGUCUGGGCCCGUGAGCUUGCUGAGAGGGCCACGGUCAAUGCCGUAGCCCCCGGCCCUAUGGAUACUGGGCUGUACUCUAGUCUGCCCGAUGAGCCCCGUGAGGCUCUGCGGCCGUUUAACAUUCUUACUCCCCUCGCUAAGGCUAGGCCUGAUGUUGACAGCCAAGAGGUUCUAGAUUUGGCCCAGAGCAUUGGCGGCCGCCCUGGGUACCUGGAAGAGGUUGCUGGUGUUGUAGGAGUUUGCUGCCUGCCGGAGAGCGGAUGGAUGACGGGUAACCUUGUUGGUGCCAGUGGAGGUGGCGCUUUCGUUCGUUAAGCGACAUGAUAAUGAUAACGUGGCAUUGUGUCGACUGAGUGUUUAUAACGAAGAUAUUCUCGUGAUUCUGCCUUGUGAUUGGAUUAUAACGAUGUAGAAAUGUUUACGAAGAGCUCCAAAAUUAUUUCAACAUCAAGAGUCCUAAGAAUCUGGUUCGAGGAACAAGAACCCUCAACGGACAGCAGCUCCAAGCCGGGUAAUCAGCUCGCGCAAAGCUG